AGUAUUCCUCGCUGUUUUCCUACCUAUCCAUUACGCCGAUGAAGUCCGAGGAACAACCAAUUGGAUUAGGGAGUGCGAGACCCAGCAGGCCAAUCGCCCGGUUACAGGGGCGGGAGAGGGCGUGGUCGUAUCCUGCCCCGUGGCUGGUUCCUGGGGAGCGGGCGCCUCCCGCGGAACCCGCGGACAUGGGCACUACCUGGAAGAUUCCCGGCCGGGCGCGGCUCGCGCUCUGCCUCGCGGGCUUCGUGCUCUCCCUCUACGCGCUGCACGUGAAGGCGGCGCGCGCCCGAGACCAGAAUUACCGUGCGCUCUGCGACGUGGGCACAGCCAUCAGCUGUUCGCGAGUCUUCUCCUCCAGGUGGGGCCGGGGCUUCGGGCUGGUGGAGCACAUGCUGGGUCCCGAUAGCGUCCUCAAUCAGUCCAACAGCAUAUUCGGUUGCAUCUUCUACACACUACAGCUGCUGCUAGGCUGCCUAAGGGGACGCUGGGCCUCUGUCCUGCUGGUGCUGAGUUCCCUGGUGUCUCUCGCUGGUUCUCUUUACCUGGCCUGGAUCCUGUUCUUCGUGCUGUAUGAUUUCUGCAUCGUUUGCAUCACGACCUAUAUCAUCAAUGUGGGCCUGACAGUGCUCAGCUUCCAGGGGUUCCAGGGAUCCCAGGGCAAGGCCAAGAGGCACUGAGCCCCACCCCAAGCCAGGCUGACCUUUCUGCUCUGCUUUGGCCCAAGCACCUUGCCUGAGGGCCAUGACUGGGUCCCUAGAAGGCCCUCCGACCCACCAUCCACUAUACCCCACCCCCAGGACAAUGGACCAAAUGUGCCACCCUCUUUCCUCCACCCUAGUGCCUGCCUCUGGCCCUAUCCCCAAGGGUUGGUUUCCAAAGCUCCCACCAUUGCCCAGAGAGGAAAGGUUCUAAGCAAUUAGAUUUCUUAAAUAAACUGGCCACAUCUGA
This is a messenger RNA of Choloepus didactylus (southern two-toed sloth), 948 nucleotides long. RefSeq names its product vitamin K epoxide reductase complex subunit 1 (gene VKORC1). Gene Ontology annotation, molecular function: vitamin-K-epoxide reductase (warfarin-sensitive) activity. The transcript has 3 exons. NCBI's taxonomy places the organism in Eukaryota, Metazoa, Chordata, Mammalia, Pilosa, Megalonychidae. Gene Ontology annotation, biological process: peptidyl-glutamic acid carboxylation; vitamin K metabolic process. The coding region runs from base 39 to 677 and encodes 212 amino acids. The record is from RefSeq and is a predicted model, not a curated record.